UCUAAACUUAUAUUCUGCGAGAUUUUGAUUUAGCCUCUAUUUUAUAUUUAUAUGGCUUUAGUAUUAGAAAAUACUUGUAGUGCAUGAGCAUUUAAGUAUCUUAGGAAUUAUUGGAUUGAAGUACUAAGGAGCAAGGAAAGAGGAGUGAAAUGGAGAAGCUAUGUAUCGCUGUAACGCUAAUUAGAAGACGGGUUUACUUGCAAAAAGUAAAAAUACGCAUAUCAUACUGAAGAAUUUAAGAAGACCUAUAGAUCAUGCCAUUUAAAAAUAAUACCUAUACCAUUUUCCAACAUAACUUGCGAACUAAUAGUUACAAAAAAUAAAACAGUUCCAUACAUGGAGUUUUUUAAAUAAAAAAUCUGGAUGAACACGAGGUGCCUUCUUUAAAACACCUUGUUACAUUAUUGUUUACGAAAUGUUAAUAUUGCCAUAAUGAAACUGCUACUUGGUAUGACCUGUGAUGCUGCACGGUUAAGAUUAAACUACAUAUGUGGCUCAUUUCAUGGGCAGUUCAUUAAUUCAAAAUGACAAAUGCCAUACAAAAAUAUUCUGCAAAUAUUGAAGUACUAGAAUGAAGUUGUCCCAGUGAACCGUCGACAAAAAUUAUAGUAAACAGAUGUUUGGUAAAAAGACGCUUUCAUGAGUUUGCGUAAAUUCUUUUUGCAUAACAUUAUGCGACGUGCCGAAAGUACUAACGAAGACGACACGGAGACUGAAAGUGUCGACGAGGAUGUGACCGAUAGUGAGGAAUCCGCUCAUGAAAAAAGGGUUCAUUUUUUGGGACUACCAGUGCGCAAGUUUACCUACAAGAGACUUCCAAAAAAAUUUCUCAAAUUCUCUUUCUUAAUUCUGAACGGAUCUGCAUUUCUUGCAGGAAUAACUGCUACCAUCACUUCAGUAUGGAUGCUGUCUGAUAGUAAACUGAUGUCUCGAUUAUUCAGCCAAAGACUGUUUGUAACUAUUUUAUUGUUGGUUGGUCUUUUCGCCUGUAGCGUAUCGUUUAUAGGAAUCAUGGCGUUUGUAAAGAAACGAAGGAAAUUUAUAACGGUCUAUAUACUGUGCCACGUGUUGUCCUUAACAUUUAUUUUCAUCUGUGCCAUAUUGAGUUUUUCUUUUUUUGACAAAAUCACACAAAAAAUUCAUAACGACAUGACCAGUACCAUUGUCAACUAUCACUCUUUAGAUUGGGUUACAGAAGCAUGGGAUAACACACAAAAAUAUUUGCGUUGCUGCGGCAUUUGGUCUUUCAGAGAUUGGGAUAAGUAUCGGAUGCAAAUUCCUCACAGUUGUUGUUCGUCAACUAUUGAAAAGUGCUUAAACAUGUCUCAAGAGGUAUCGUACCAAUCUGGUUGUUUGAAGGAUUCCAUAAUAUUAUUAAAAUCUCAUAUUCAUUCGGUGUCUGUCAGUGCACUUUUGAUAUCGAUAGGACUUGUAGUUGGUCUCUUCCUGGCUUUUGGAAUAAGAAGAAGGUUCAAGACCUAUCAAAGGGAUUGAAGCAUGAAUAAGUUUUUCUCUUUUUUAUUAUCAUAUAUAGAUCAUAUAUUUUCUGAAAACACUUAAUAUAUUAUACUUAUGGUAGUAAUAUUGUAAGUUAUUGGACAUGCUGGUUGGGUCGUGACUGUCUGUAUAAUCGGUAGACGUUUUUUUUUAGAAAAAAAAAAAAAAUAAGAAUUCUCACAUGCUCUCCCAAUCUCUCCCACUCUUUCUCUACACAUUGCACCAUUAGU
Cephus cinctus (wheat stem sawfly) is the source of this 1727-nucleotide messenger RNA. Its product is annotated as CD63 antigen. Bases 640 to 1494 code for a protein of 284 amino acids. NCBI's taxonomy places the organism in Eukaryota, Metazoa, Arthropoda, Insecta, Hymenoptera, Cephidae. Gene Ontology annotation, cellular component: membrane. The record is from RefSeq and is a predicted model, not a curated record. The transcript is spliced from 6 exons.